GGACCCCCGAUUUUUGAGUUUUCGGAUCUGAUGACAUCGACAACAACCUCGCUGAUUCUCCGAAAGUACACAGCGAUCACACACGCACACAAUCAACCUCUCUCCGCUUCAUGACACGAUAGUUGUAUAACCUCGCCUCAUACUACCCCCAAGCAAUCGAUCGACGCUUGUCCGAUCUACACGCCGAUCCGCACUCGCUGCCAACCGGACCGUCGCAUCCUCUUGGGAGACAAACACGCCUCGAAAGCUCUCAUUAUGAUGGUCGACACAUCGACGGUGUGGGCGUCGCCCAAAUUCACCUUUCAGGACGAUCCCGUGGAUGGCAACGACGAUCCGAGCGCACACUUUAGCUCUUUCCCAGAUAUUCUCGAACAUCAGUCGUCGACCAAGUCUCGAUCGGGGUCGUCGUCCGGUUCGAGACUCGACGCGAGCUCGCCUCGAUCCGUGUCUCCUCUGCGCGCAGACGAUCGUUUUGCUGGGAGUCCCGGAGAUACGGGCACGCACAGUACAGGAAAUCAGACGGGUGUAGAGUUUGUCCAUGGGUUUCCGGGGAUGCCUUAUGGUCAUGGUGCCCGGAGGGACUCGGCGUCGUCGACCACGAUCGGAAGGAUGGGCAUGAAUACGAGACCGUACAGUCCCUCUUCGGCGGGAGGUGACGCAGGAGGCAGAUCGACACAACGCAACAGCUUUGAUUCAAAGAGUGGAAUUAUAUCGACCCCUCGAUUCUCGAGACCCAACUCGCCCCCAACAUUGCCCCUUAUGAGGCAAUUUUCUUCCGGACAAGCACCUCAUCCAGGUCUGCGGACGCCUUACUCGGAUCCCUUGAUACCUGUACCUACGGCAUCUUCCUCUUCCUUCAGCACCAACCAUCAUCCGCACUUUCAGCACAACCCGCACAUCGGCUCUUCGUCCAUACAUCAGACACAUACCCACCACCCGCAACACCAUCCUCACCACCACAACCCUAGCUUUACAUCCCCACAUUCGUCCUCUCGUCACUCUGGAGAGCACUCGCCGACAGACAACCUGAGCGGAGUCGGACGACUAUCCGAUCAGCGAGGAGACGACGAGGUCCAGCCCGAAGUACUCGAUCUCGUCAACGUCAAUGAAGGAGUUUCAGACGACGAAGACGAUGAUUUCGAAGACAGGACUACUUUUAGCAACGGCGCGCUCAAGGACGAGCCUCCCACCCCUCGAUUAUCUCAUAACAUGCACGAGCCACAUACGCCCGCUGCAUAUCAGGAAGCGCAGAGGCUCUUAAAUCAGGUCACCAAGAACCUGAGUAGCAUGUCCAAAUCCACUACGUUGGGCGGUAACACGUCGCAUUCACCGGCGAGCCUGAUGGCUGAGCUCAGACGGAACUCUGGAGAAGGUUCCGACCUUGCACGCAUACCGAUGAGUCCGCUAGAGGAUGAAUCGGGCAGGGCCGGAAAUACCAAUUUUCUGGUAGAGAUGGCUAAAAUGAGCACGAGCAUGAACGGCCAACCGGUACACGCGCCCGGCCACCUACAUUCUCUCGAUCCUGUUCAGAUGGACGGGAUCGCGGUGCACGACCUGCAGAUGAUGGGGUUACCUCAACCGCCCUCUGCGAUGGGGAACUUCGACUUUGACGACGAUGACGGCGAGCAGGACGAGGAACCGUUGUAUGUAAAUGCCAAGCAGUAUCACCGGAUCUUGAAACGGCGAGCCGCUCGAGCGAGGUUGGAGGAGAUGAACAGGGUGGUGAAAGAACGCAAGCCUUAUCUCCAUGAAUCCCGUCACAAACACGCUUGCUCCCGCCCUCGAGGCCCAGGGGGAAGGUUCUUGACCGCUCCCGAGAUCGCGGCCCUCAAGGCUAAAGAAGAGGCCGAGGCCAGUGCGAAGCCUCGACCCGAAGUCGGUCCCGGUGGCGAUUCUGUGAGCGGGACCAGCCCCUCCGAAGGUGGAGAGGACACUACCGGCCGUGUAACAACGAAACCGGUGGGUAAGGGGCCUUCGGCAAACGCGUCUCAGGGGCCGGUCGAUAUGGAUUGGAAUUGGGCAGGCUAGAGAACGAACGCACUCAACCACACACACACACAUAUACACGACUUUUUGCGCAUCCGUUGUAUCGAAUUACCACAUACCGGCAAAUUACAAUCGCAUGAACAGACAAUACGUACAUCAUUUCGACGC
This is a messenger RNA of Filobasidium floriforme, 2154 nucleotides long. RefSeq lists its product as uncharacterized. The transcript is spliced from 2 exons. The record is from RefSeq and is a predicted model, not a curated record. Lineage: Eukaryota; Fungi; Basidiomycota; Tremellomycetes; Filobasidiales; Filobasidiaceae. Gene Ontology annotation, biological process: regulation of transcription by RNA polymerase II. The coding region runs from base 256 to 2028 and encodes 590 amino acids. Gene Ontology annotation, cellular component: CCAAT-binding factor complex. Gene Ontology annotation, molecular function: DNA-binding transcription factor activity, RNA polymerase II-specific; RNA polymerase II cis-regulatory region sequence-specific DNA binding.